GUUGAAUUUUGUUUUUGCUCUACAUUUAUUGUAUUUAACUCUAAAUUUUUAAACAUCGAACUUUAUUUAUAACAAUAAACACAAGUUUACACCUAUACCGCUAUAUGAAGUUUCGUGAAAAUGUCAAAAGUGUCUAAAAGAAAGCAUGUUAUGAAUGAAGCUCUUUGGGACGAUUACGAAUUGCCAAAAGACAAUCAGAACAUCGUUAAAGUUGUUAAAAGUAAAGGAAAUAAUUUACACGAGAUUACUACACCAACAGGCGAAGAAUAUCUAGUUUCAAUGCCAACUAAAUUCCGUAAAAACAUAUGGGUUAAACGCGGAGAUUACAUAUUAGUUGAACCAAUCCCUGAAGGAGACAAAGUUAAGGCUGAAAUUGUUAAAAUAAUGAAUAAAGACUCAAUAAAAUUCUAUAAAGAAAACAAUGUAUGGCCUAAACAGUUUGAGGACAAUAAAUCUGAAAAUAAACCAAACGAAGACUUAUUUGAAAAUACAAAUAGGAAAAACAUUAUAACAUAUGUGAGUGAUAGUGACUCUACUAGCAGUGAUCAAAGUGACAGUGAACAAGAAAAUUAAAAUAAUACAUAGAAU
Bombyx mori (domestic silkworm) is the source of this 588-nucleotide messenger RNA. RefSeq names its product translation initiation factor 1a. Gene Ontology annotation, cellular component: nucleus. Lineage: Eukaryota; Metazoa; Arthropoda; Insecta; Lepidoptera; Bombycidae. Gene Ontology annotation, molecular function: translation initiation factor activity; RNA binding. The record is from RefSeq and is marked provisional. Gene Ontology annotation, biological process: translational initiation.